This is a messenger RNA of Dentiscutata erythropus, 380 nucleotides long. NCBI's taxonomy places the organism in Eukaryota, Fungi, Glomeromycota, Glomeromycetes, Diversisporales, Gigasporaceae. The record is from the annotation of a GenBank genome assembly.
CAAAAAAAAAACGAGUGCCAGUAAAGUCGUUAAACCUAUGUCAGAUGACAAAUUAGCCAGUUUUGCUGCAAUAGUGGUUCCUUUGUUAAGUUUUAUUGGGGUGAUUGGAAUGAUUGUUGGAGUUAACGAUGAUAUUGAUCGAUGUAAGAGCUCAAAUAAUUCACUACAGAUUUGGGUACGUUUUUUUGUUGAAUUUAUUACUGAAGAGUGGACUAGUGCUAAUUGUACUAAUUAUCCACUGUCAGCAUUUAGUGAUUGUCCAGUGUUAGAGGAAUAUACAUAUAAUAUGGGAGCGAGUGCUAAUGGACAUUUCAGAGUGGAUAUUCCAACUGAAGUAUAUGCUUGUGUGUGGUUUGUUGCAGUUUUAUUAUCAAUUCCAG